UCAUGUUGUUAUUUAUCUUUAAUCAAAGUGUACGAUGAAACUGCGUGAGAAAUAUUAAAUAACCGGUCUAUUUCUUACUUUAUUUAUUUGCUUAAUGCCGGCAUAUAGUUCUUAGUAAAAAUUCAGUAAAUAGUUUAUUCCAGAGAAGUGCAAACGAUUAAUAUUUUAAUUAAACUUUUACUUCCACUUUUAUUUGUUUGUUUAUUUUGCCGUCUAUCACAUGUUUAUUGUUAUCUUAAGUGAUAGCGAUUGUUAAAGGUUAAUUCGACUGAAAAUGAUAUAAAUUAGUAUCUUUUAGAUACUAAAGGCACAAGAAUUGGUAAUAUUUAAAUAAGACUAAUGUACAAUAUGUUACGAGUAGCUGUUUUACUGUUCUCAUUUUCGACAUGUUUUGCUCGAUUUAUAGUUCAUCCAGAGGUAGUUCCAUCUGUUGGACGGGCUUGGCCACAGCCUCAACAAUAUGUUUCUGAAUCAACGUAUUUCACUGUGGAUCGCACUAAAUUUUAUUUUUCUGAUUCAAGUAAAUGUGAUAUUAUUGUGGAUGCCAUGACUCGGUAUAUGAAUAUAAUUUUUCAGGGAUGUCAAAAUUCAUCUUCCACUUUCCCACUUAAUGAGCAACAGAAGCUUGCCAUCAAAAACAGUAGCGGAGAUCUACCUUAUUUGACUAUUAAAAUUGCAGGAUCCUGUGAAAAAUAUCCUUAUGAAAAUAUGGAUGAACAGUAUAUGAUAGAAAUCAACACCCGAGAUUACUUAGGAGCUGGUAUAUUGUAUUCAACAACUGUUUGGGGAGCUCUUCGAGGAUUAGAAACAUUUAGUCAACUGGUUUAUGAAAUUCAACCUGGAGUGCAUGCAAUUAAUACAAGUCUCACUCUUGAUUUUCCGAGGUUUUCUUACAGAGGAGUACUUUUAGACACGUCUCGCCAUUUUGUACCUGUUCCUCAUCUUUUGGCAAACUUAGAUGCUAUGGCCAGUGUCAAAAUGAAUGUAUUUCAUUGGCAUAUUGUGGAUGAUCAGUCGUUUCCCUACGUCAGCAAAACAUUCCCUGAAUUAAGUGAAAAAGGUUCAUUUAAUCCUAAAACUCAUACUUAUUCUCAAAAAGAAAUUGCCCAAAUUAUUGAAUAUGCUAGACUAAGAGGUAUUAGAGUUGUUGCUGAGUUUGAUUCUCCUGGACAUACUAUGUCUUGGGGAAAUGGCCGACCUGAUAUACUGACUAAAUGUUACACUGGAUCCCAAUGGAAUGGAAAUUAUGGUCCCUUAGAUCCAUCCAAUCAUGAUGUUUAUGUGUUCUUAAAAUCACUCUUCUCUGAGAUAGGAACUGUUUUUCCUGAAAAUUAUGUGCAUUUGGGAGGAGAUGAAGUUAGCUUUAAGUGCUGGCAAUCAAAUCCUGGAAUCAGAUCAUUUAUGAAAGCUCAUAAUAUAUCUACUUAUGCUAAACUGGAGGAAUAUUACAUGCAAAACUUGCUGGAUAUUGUUAAGGCGCUGAAUAAAAGCUAUGUUGUUUGGCAAGAAGUCUUUGACAAUGGUGUCAAGAUUAAAAAAGAUACAGUUGUUCACGUUUGGAAGGAUGGUUAUAAAUCUGAAUUGGCUAAUGUAACUGGUGCUGGAUAUAAUGCAAUUCUUUCAUCCUGCUGGUAUUUAAAUUACAUAUCCUAUGGAAAUGAUUGGCAUGCAUAUUAUCAAUGUGAUCCUCAUGACUUCAAAGGCAGUGGAGAUCAGAAAAAUCUUGUUAUUGGAGGCGAAGCCUGUAUGUGGGGAGAAUAUGUAGAUGGAUCAAAUGUGAUCAGUCGAACUUGGCCCCGAGCUGCUGCUGUAGCUGAGAGAUUAUGGAGUAAUAUAUCUGUGACUGAUAUUAAUGCUGCUAUUCCAAGAUUGGAAGAACAACGUUGCAGAAUGUUGAGGCGCGGUAUAAAAGUUGAACCAGUAAGUGGACCUGGAUACUGUGAAUGUGAUUACUUAUUGUAAUUUUAAAAAAUAUCAGUUUUAUUUUUGUUGAUUUUAUUUUUAAAAAAAGGACGUGUAAGAUUUGAAAUUU
Messenger RNA from Parasteatoda tepidariorum (common house spider), 2032 nucleotides. RefSeq names its product beta-hexosaminidase subunit alpha. Gene Ontology annotation, biological process: carbohydrate metabolic process; ganglioside catabolic process; glycosaminoglycan metabolic process. The record is from RefSeq and is a predicted model, not a curated record. Gene Ontology annotation, cellular component: membrane; lysosome. Lineage: Eukaryota; Metazoa; Arthropoda; Arachnida; Araneae; Theridiidae. Gene Ontology annotation, molecular function: beta-N-acetylhexosaminidase activity.